Molecule: messenger RNA, 576 nt
Organism: Colletotrichum siamense
Lineage: Eukaryota; Fungi; Ascomycota; Sordariomycetes; Glomerellales; Glomerellaceae
Gene: Rer1
Product: Protein RER1
Exons: 3
Coding region: 1-576 (191 amino acids)
Biological process (GO): retrograde vesicle-mediated transport, Golgi to endoplasmic reticulum; protein retention in ER lumen
Cellular component (GO): Golgi membrane
Source: RefSeq, a predicted model, not a curated record
AUGGACACCAUGGAGCCGGAACAGACCCCUUUCUCCUCCGUUACUACGCAUACCUCCAAGAUCCAGAGACAAUACCAAGCACUUCUCGAUCAGUCAACGCCCUUUGUGCUCUACAGAUGGGUCGGUACCGGCGUCUGCCUCCUUGUCUUCUUCGCCCGCGUCUUCGUCGCGCAAGGCUGGUACAUUGUCGCAUACGCUCUCGGCAUCUACCUCCUCAACCUCUUCCUAGCCUUCCUCCAGCCCAAGUUCGAUCCUUCCAACGAAGCGCUUGACAAUGAGAUGGAAGACGGAGGCGUUGGUAUUCUCCCCACCAAGCAGGACGAGGAGUUCAAGCCCUUCAUCCGCCGUCUCCCCGAGUUCAAGUUCUGGUACUGGGCCACCCGCGCCAUCCUCAUCGCCUUCUUCUGCAGUUGGUGGGAGAUCUUCAACGUCCCCGUCUUCUGGCCCGUUCUGGUUAUGUACUGGUUCAUCCUGUUCUUCCUGACGAUGCGCAAGCAGAUCCAGCACAUGAUCAAGUACCGCUACGUCCCCUUCACUUUUGGCAAGAAGAACUACGCCGCCAAGAACAACUCGUAG